This is a messenger RNA of Onychostruthus taczanowskii (white-rumped snowfinch), 1894 nucleotides long. It is a transcript of the gene PPP2R5A, whose product is annotated as protein phosphatase 2 regulatory subunit B'alpha. Gene Ontology annotation, cellular component: protein phosphatase type 2A complex; nucleus; cytosol. Gene Ontology annotation, molecular function: protein phosphatase activator activity. The record is from RefSeq and is a predicted model, not a curated record. The coding region runs from base 446 to 1876 and encodes 476 amino acids. Gene Ontology annotation, biological process: signal transduction; protein dephosphorylation. Lineage: Eukaryota; Metazoa; Chordata; Aves; Passeriformes; Passeridae. The transcript is spliced from 14 exons.
CGCUCGCUCCGCCAAGUUGCGCGGCCGCUGCCCGGCGGCUCCGGGGUUCUGGUGGCGCCACGCGCGGCGGCCCCCGGCGGAGCGCGACCAGGCGGGAUGACGGCAGAGGCGCGGGGAGCGCCCGGGAGCGGCUGAAGGCGGACAAGGGGCGCGUGGAAGCGAGCGUCUGAAGCCUAGGGGCGAGUCCGGCUGAUGACAGCGGGCUCGACUGAAGGGGACGCGGAGCGAACGAAGCGGGAGCGGGGCAGCGGCGCCGCCGAGCCCGUCCCGCGGCGGGUCGCGCCGCGCCUGCCCUGAGGACAGCGGGACCCCAGGAGGGAAAGUUUGGCGCUCGCCCGCCCCCGCCCCGCCGGGCAAAGUUGUCUUUGGCUCCUUUGUUUUUUGCCCGCCCGCUUCUCCCUCCGGUGCAAUAUAUGCUCGUGGAGAGCCGACCCGCCGCCCAGCCAUGUCGGCGGCCAUCUCUGCCGCGGAGAAGGUGGAUGGCUUCACACGGAAAUCGGUGCGCAAGGCGCAGAGGCAGAAGCGCUCGCAGGGCUCCUCGCAGUUCCGCAGCCAGGGCAGCCCGGUGGAGCUCUCGCCGCUGCCCCAGCUCAAAGAUGCCACCUUCAAUGAACAGCAGGAUCUUUUUUGUCAGAAGUUGCAACAGUGUUGUGUGCUCUUUGACUUCAUGGACUCUGUUUCAGACCUGAAAAGUAAAGAAAUCAAGAGAGCAACACUGAAUGAACUGGUUGAAUAUGUUUCAACAAAUCGUGGAGUGAUUGUUGAAUCAGCUUAUGCUGACAUAGUGAAAAUGAUUAGUUCUAAUAUUUUCAGAACACUUCCACCUAGUGAUAACCCAGAUUUUGAUCCAGAAGAAGAUGAACCAACUCUUGAAGCCUCAUGGCCCCACAUACAGUUGGUGUAUGAGUUUUUCCUGAGGUUUUUGGAGAGCCCGGAUUUUCAGCCCAGCAUUGCGAAGCGAUACAUUGACCAGAGAUUUGUGCAGCAGUUGUUGGAGCUCUUUGACAGUGAAGACCCACGAGAACGUGAUUUCCUAAAGACAGUUCUUCAUAGAAUUUAUGGAAAGUUCCUCGGUUUAAGAGCAUUCAUCAGGAAACAGAUAAACAACAUUUUCCUCAGGUUUAUAUAUGAAACAGAGCACUUCAAUGGUGUUGCUGAACUUCUUGAGAUAUUAGGAAGUAUUAUCAAUGGUUUUGCACUGCCACUGAAAGCAGAACACAAACAGUUCCUUAUGAAAGUUCUGAUUCCCAUGCAUACUGCAAAGGGAUUAGCUUUGUUUCAUGCACAGCUUGCCUAUUGUGUCGUACAGUUCCUGGAAAAAGAUACAACUUUAACAGAGCCUGUAAUCAGAGGACUGCUCAAAUUUUGGCCAAAAACAUGCAGUCAGAAAGAGGUCAUGUUUUUAGGUGAAAUUGAAGAAAUCUUAGAUGUUAUAGAACCAACACAGUUCAAAAAAAUAGAAGAGCCUUUAUUUAAGCAAAUAUCCAAGAGUGUGUCAAGUUCACAUUUUCAGGUUGCAGAAAGAGCUUUGUACUUCUGGAAUAACGAAUACAUUCUUAGCCUGAUUGAGGAGAACAUUGAUAAAAUUCUGCCAAUUAUGUUUGGCAGUUUGUACAAGAUCUCCAAAGAACACUGGAAUCCAACCAUUGUGGCACUGGUGUACAAUGUGCUGAAAACCCUGAUGGAAAUGAAUGGCAAGCUCUUUGAUGAACUCACAAGCUCGUACAAAGCAGAAAGGCAAAGAGAGAAAAAGAAAGAAUUGGAACGUGAAGAGUUGUGGAGAAGGUUGGAGGAGUUAAAGCUUAAGAAGGCGAUGGCAGAAAAGCAGAACGCCACUCACAACGUGCUCAAUGCACACAAUACAAGUGCCAAAUAAAAGAAAUGACCACCUCUA